This is a messenger RNA of Verticillium alfalfae VaMs.102, 654 nucleotides long. RefSeq names its product 3-phytase B. NCBI's taxonomy places the organism in Eukaryota, Fungi, Ascomycota, Sordariomycetes, Glomerellales, Plectosphaerellaceae. Gene Ontology annotation, molecular function: acid phosphatase activity. The record is from RefSeq and is a predicted model, not a curated record. The transcript is spliced from 3 exons. Bases 1 to 654 code for a protein of 217 amino acids.
AUGGGCAUCACGGAGUCGACAGCCUCGAUGAAGGCCUGGCUCCCAGGGCACCUCAGCCACAAGUACGAAUCAUUACCAGCACACAGCCCGACAGCACCCACAUCACCGGAGAACCACCGAGGCUUCUGGAGGAGAAACAAGAGAUGCAUCACCGUAGCAGGCAUUACGGCCCUCGUGCUGGUGGGCGUGCAUGCUGGUGCCAUUUACAGACACGUCUCACGCGGCCGGCACGAGAUGGAAGAUGUCUCCCGGCUCUGGGGCCAGUACUCGCCUUUCUACCCCGUCCCGUCCGAGAUUGAUCCUGCCAUUCCCGCGCAGUGCGACGUCACGUUUGCACAGGUCCUCUCGCGCCACGGCUCGCGCGACCCCACAGCUGGUAAAUCCGAGGCGUACCUCGAGCUCGUCGGCCGUAUCCAGGACGUUGUCGAGGACUACGGCAAGGGCUACGAGUUCAUCCGCGACUACGAGUACACGCUCGGGCACGACCAGCUGACGGCGUACGGCGAGCGGGAAAUGGUCGAGUCGGGGGCCGCGUUUUACCGACGGUACCGGGCGCUCGCCGCCAUCUCGGAGCCGACGGGCUCGAGGCGCCGGACGAUGUUGAGGACGAGAUGCUCAUCAUUCCCGAGCGGCGCGGGGCCAACAACACGCUGA